CCCUCUCUUCCUCCUUCUGCCCCAGGGGACCAGCUCUAGCCCAGUGGCCCUCCGCCUACUUUCCUGUCUAAGAUGGCGUCCCCCAAGGCAGCUCAGGCCGGGAAACUUCUACGGGCUGCGUGGGUACUCCGACCGUGCCUCCCCUUGGGCCAGUCCCAGGGCAUUCAGUUGAUCUCCAGAAGAUGGCUGAACCUACAGGAAUACCAGAGUAAAAAGUUGAUGUCUGACAAUGGAGUGAAAGUACAAAGAUUCUUCGUGGCUGACACAGCCAAUGAUGCUCUGGAGGCUGCUAAGAGACUAAAUGCAAAAGAAAUUGUUCUAAAGGCUCAGAUAUUAGCUGGAGGGAGAGGAAAAGGCACUUUCAAUAGUGGAUUGAAAGGAGGAGUUCAUUUAACCAAAGAUCCUAAAGUUGUGGGACAGCUGGCUCAACAGAUGAUUGGUUAUAAUCUGGCAACAAAGCAGACAUCAAAAGAUGGCGUGAAAGUCAAUAAGGUGAUGGUUGCUGAAGCCCUGGAUAUUUCUAGAGAAACCUACCUGGCUAUUUUGAUGGACAGAUCCUGUAAUGGCCCAGUGCUGGUUGGCAGCCCUCAAGGAGGGGUUGACAUUGAAGAGGUAGCAGCCACUACUCCAGAAUUAAUUUUUAAGGAGGAAAUUGAUAUAUUUGAAGGACUAAAGGAUAGCCAGGCACAGAAAAUGGCAGAAAAUUUAGGCUUCCACGGUGCCCUGAAAACUCAGGCUGCAGAUCAAAUUAAGAAGCUGUAUAAUCUCUUCCUGAAAAUUGAUGCUACUCAGGUUGAAGUGAAUCCCUUUGGUGAAACUCCAGAAGGACAAGUUGUGUGUUUUGAUGCCAAGAUAAACUUUGACGACAAUGCAGAAUUUAGACAAAAAGACAUAUUUGCCAUGGAUGACAAAUCAGAAAAUGAGCCCAUUGAAAAUGAAGCUGCCAAAUAUGACUUGAAGUACAUUGGCCUGGAUGGAAACAUUGCCUGCUUUGUGAAUGGUGCUGGGCUUGCCAUGGCAACCUGCGACAUCAUCUCUCUUAAUGGUGGGAAACCAGCCAAUUUCCUUGAUCUUGGAGGUGGAGUAAAGGAGGCCCAAGUGUAUCAAGCAUUUAAACUGCUCACUGCUGAUCCUAAGGUCGAAGCCAUCCUGGUCAAUAUUUUUGGUGGAAUUGUAAACUGUGCUAUCAUUGCCAAUGGCAUUACCCGAGCCUGCCGAGAGCUGGAACUAAAGAUACCCCUAGUGGUGAGGCUUGAAGGGACCAAUGUUCAAGAAGCUCAGAAUAUCUUGAAUAACAGUGGACUUCCCAUUACAUCUGCCAAUGACUUAGAAGAUGCUGCUAAGAAGGCUGUGGCCUCCGUUGCACCAAAGUGAUAUUUUUUUUUUUUCCCUUCUGGUCCUUGAGGAAAAGAAAUGAGUCACAAAAAAGUGACCUACUUCAUUGAAUUUAAGAAACCAGUUUGGGUUAUUAUUGAAUGGAUACCAUUCAAAAAGAGAAGUGACAAAAUAAUGUUUAUAAAUCUUAAAUUGAUAAUUUUUGGAUAGGAAAUUCUGGCAGCUUAAAUACUUUCAAUUUUACAUAGAAUUUUUCUUUGCAAUAAUGAGCUACAUUAUUUUCUCCUUUGUUUCCCAAGAAGUGAGCAGUAUUUCACUUACUAGCCAGAACCAUCCAUAUGGAAAAAGAUGAAAGAUGUGGUAAAUAAUUUGAAUUUGAUCCAAACUCACUUCAGAGAUAAUUAGUCCAGUAAAAUAAACAAAAUUUACUGACUUUAGAGCCUUUCUUUAUCAAAUACCAAUAUGGUCCUGUUUUGAGUAGAAAUCUCAGUCAUGCUUAUUAACAAAAGGGCAGAGUUAAAAUAUACAAAUUCAUCUUUCUUCCAUUUUAGAGCGUUUUUCAAGGCAAAAUUGAUAAUUUCCAUGCAUGUUAUGUAGUCAAAGAUAUUUUCAUCCUUACUUUUUUCUCAUGGAAAAAACACACUGAUAUCACACAUAUAGUGUGUUAUUUGCCUUAACAUGAAUUGAGCUAUAUACCUCAUCAUAGCAAGAAAACCUGUAGCCUUAAGGUCACUCAGUUUUCAUAUGAAAAAUAAGAAUGUCUUAUUUUGGUUAAAAAUUAUUUUGUUAAUUGUUUUCCAAGAAUGAUUGGAUGAUAGAUCAUGUCAAUUUGUAUGUAAUUUACAAAUGUCCUUAUCUUACAAUGAAAUAAAGAAGCAAUGCAGACUGUACUUUUUCUCAUAGUUCCGUCCAUUUAUAUGGGGAGGGAUUUGAAUUGGGGAUUUGUUGAAAUUUUUUACCUAUUUCCAAAUUUAAAUAAAAGCUUUUGUUUUAUGAA
Sarcophilus harrisii (Tasmanian devil) is the source of this 2332-nucleotide messenger RNA. It is a transcript of the gene SUCLG2, whose product is annotated as succinate-CoA ligase GDP-forming subunit beta. Gene Ontology annotation, cellular component: succinate-CoA ligase complex; mitochondrion. NCBI's taxonomy places the organism in Eukaryota, Metazoa, Chordata, Mammalia, Dasyuromorphia, Dasyuridae. The record is from RefSeq and is a predicted model, not a curated record. Gene Ontology annotation, molecular function: ATP binding; succinate-CoA ligase (GDP-forming) activity. The transcript has 11 exons. Gene Ontology annotation, biological process: tricarboxylic acid cycle; succinyl-CoA metabolic process. Bases 73 to 1374 code for a protein of 433 amino acids.